Molecule: messenger RNA, 3576 nt
Organism: Dermacentor albipictus
Lineage: Eukaryota; Metazoa; Arthropoda; Arachnida; Ixodida; Ixodidae
Source: RefSeq, a predicted model, not a curated record
CCAUGCCGGAUACGUGCACGGGGAAGCUGCUCCGACUACGCGGGGCGCUCGGCGGCGUCAACUGGCGACCGACGCGUUUCGCCGUGGGCGGACUGCAUCCGUACGCCUGCUCCCUGUGCGGAGUGAUUCCGAAGCACACGCUGCUGUUACCGUGUGAACACGCGCUGUGCGAGACAUGCAAGAGCGGUAGCCUCGAAGAUGACGGAGGCGUGUGCCCGCUGGACCAUGAACCUUUCGUCGAGGACGAAUGCGGAAGAAUCCCUCUGCCGCUGAGGAAACUCAGCAGCCUCAAGGCUCGCUGCUGGAAUGAAGCCCGAGGCUGUCCCUUCGAGGACACCCUGCCCUCUCUACUGCGCCAUUACGAGGAGGAGUGCAACUUUCACGCAGUCGAGUGUCCGAGAUGCGGCGAGGUAGCCCUACACGCUGACCUGGUGGCGCAUUACAAGGCUGGCUGCCACGGCCGGGUGCCAUCUGUGACAGACGACGAACCACCGCGGUACGAUAGCGUCCUCAGAGUUGGCGACAUCAACGCAGCGUUGGAAGAAUUCAACGCGCUCUUGAGCCAGCUGUACCAGGACCAGCUACCGACCAUGGAGAGCAAGAUGAACGAAAUCACCGAGCUGGUAACGAACCACGGCGCACUGCUGCAGGAGCUUAGGCAAACUUUGAGGGAAACGCAGCAGAGUCUAGCUUGCAGGCAGUCGGAAACGGCGCAACAACUUUCCGCCAUGUUUGACGAAAAACUCCAGUCCCAGGUCGACACGCUUUGUUCUAGGCUUCGGGACGCCACGCCGGAUGAAGAGCGCCGGUCGCCCAUGCCGUGGUGCCAGGAAAAGAGACACGUGCUUCGCAGGUUGGACGUCAUGGUGACGCAAUCGCUGGGCUACCUGAGCGACCUGCGCCACGCCACUGUGCGGGAUGUUCCGCACCUCGUCGCCCGCUGCGAUAUGGCGUGCGACCACAAGGAGAGAGCUAUUGUCGAUCCGCUGUACUCGUCUCAGCUGAGACUACUGGAGCGCUUCACCUAUUGCCUGAACUUGAAAAACGCAGACAAAAUCGGCCACGAUUAUAAACGUUCCGGCAGAAGAGUGCUGGACGUGGUCGACCUGUGGCACUGCAAGGAUUUGUAUUUCAUCAUCGCCAUCGCCCUCGAUGACAAUCCGGGCUGGUUUGAAGUCUGUGUUCAACUGGCUGGAACAGUUCGAACCCCCAGUCUGAACCCUUUCGUCAGGAGUGUGGAGCUGCAGGACAAAGACUGCAGGAGGUGUCGGUACUUGCAGGAGGCGGAUCCGAAUAACAUGUCGGGUCAUCGCUCGAAAUGGAAGAAUAUAUUUCGAACUGACUACUGGCAGCUGCUAAGGGAUGGCUUCUUCGAUGGCGGAGAGGCAAAUAUCAACGUCAUCGUCUGCCACGUUUAGACGCGGUUGGCGCCACUUCUGCAGAUUAGAGGCUCGCAAAAAGACAAAAAAAAUAUAUAAGGAGGCCGGAAAUGUAGUGACCGUUUUACGCGUAUCUUGAGAACUGUGAGGAAACGACCGUAACUUUCGGGGUGCGUUUUAAAACAAUGUAACCAUGGCUUGCAUAACGUGCCGAAAUAGUGGGUUGUAAGGGACACCGCAGUGGAAGGCUCCGGAUUAACUGUGAAAACCUGCUUUUUUUUAACGCGCCCCCAAAGUACGGUACACGAGCGUUCUUUUAUUACAUCUCCAUGAGAAUGCGACCACCGUGGCCGGGAAUCGAACCCGCGACCUCGUGCUCAGCAGCUCAGCGUCAUAGCCACUGAAGGGUGGGCUGCAAUGAAAGUUAUUCGACAGACUCGAGUUAUUUGUGGCAGCAGCAAGAAAUGAAGCUCUGCGACAAAAAUAUUUCCUAUUGACCAUUGGCAACGUUGCGAUAUCAGUGGUGAAGGUAUACGGAAUAUUCAAGGGGGUGGCAGCGCGCUCGAGUGGACUUUCUCGAGUGGACGAGAAAGCUACUCGCGUCAAUAUUGAAUCGUUGUUAGAAAGCGCGCAUUUUUAACCGAAUUUUCAAAAUGCCCAGUGCAAUGUUUGGCGUAGCGAGACGCGCAGUGUCUCGGGGAUCAUAAAAUGUUGUAAACGUUCGCAGUGGCGUGCCAGCAUUCUGCGCAUCCAUGCCUGUAGGAAGGAAGGAAGUAUUUUAAUGAUUGGAAAAUGUAGAGAGGUCGGCCGGAUAAUGGAGCAUCUGGCCUGCUACUCUACGUAAGGGAGGGGGAAGAGGGGAAGAAAAGGGGUCACAAUGAUGGAUGAUAAUGGGAGGAACGAGGUGAAUGACACAUUACACAACUGGUAUCACAGGCGUGAGUCCAGGCCAGUGUCACCUAGGAAACGUGAAAGUGCACGCAUUGUCUCUGUCGUCUGCCAACUCUGUGGCCACGCGCCUAGCAAGAGGUCCUCCGACAGUGGUCCAUUGUGGAAAUGUCUCAAUGUAUCUGCCAAUGUCAGUCUUUCUCGCGCAUACUCAGGGCACACCACGAGCACAUGUUCUAUAGUCUCUACAGCGCCACACACUGUAGAAUCCAUGCCUGUAGAUUUCUAGCUCGUAUAGGCCAAGUUGUCUUCCUAAUAGGCUUGUUAUUUUGUGCGUGUGAGGUCUAUGGAGACUCUACAUCGAUAUGAAUUGUUGAGAGUUCAAUUUACCUUGGUCUGCUACUGUUCCAUAUUGGCAUCCAGAUGUGUGCUACAUUGCCGAUACUAUAUAUAGACAUUUUCCGACAAAAUAUCUUGAUGUUGCUGUUCGUGACAAUGACGAUGUGUUAGGCGGUUUUCAAACAUGUCAUUCCGUGCAGACAAGUGUUCCGCCUUAGCGACGCUUGCAGCAUAGAAAAUGCGUCGUAGGUUUUCUAUGAGUUGAAGGGGCAACUAAAAGUGCAAGAAAAGGACGCAAGUCCACUUUUCGCGCUAUUCGCAGUUCGGUCAUCUCCGCCGUGAACAUACGCACAAACAAUAUCUGCAGACUUCUCGAUGACUCUCUAAACAAACUUCUUUUUUCUUGUUUACCAGAGAGGUUCUCUCCGACAAGAUAAAGAGAAGAUGAGUGGGCCACGUGCACUCCGCAGAACGCACCGCGGACAGAAGCUGUAGAGCCAGUCGGAGCCCUUGCCUAUAUGGGCUGUACUGUGAACCGAAAACUACUAGUGUCAAAUAACAACCUUAAGAGUGUUCCCUCGCUACAAUUCUUCACGCACAGCUCUGCCAGGAAGACUGAGGAAUUGCUUCGAUGGCGCAUGAUGUGGUAUAAGUUCGCUAGAAACAUUUUGUCCAACACCGUUGCCUCACAACUUUAAAUUGUUGAAUGAAUGGAAAUGUGACAUGAGGUGCAAUCAUUUCGUUUUCUACAUGUAUGAAAACUACAGCUUUCGACAUUCGUUAUUUUGCAAUCCAUGUCCUGUUCCGCGGCCUCAACCCCUCGGUGCGGUUUUUGCCUAUACGUACCGCGCAAUGAAACACGGACCCGAACGAUCGCCUCACGACUCAUCACUACCCUCGCCACUCGCACUUCGCCCGAUGUACUGAUGUCGCGCAAUGUGAAUGCGUGUAAGUGCUUGUCUCUACACUG